UAUCGACCUCCUCGUAGUGAAGUCGAGUCAUCCGGCCCGGUUCCCGUUCAUACGUCGUACUAAGCGUAAACUCGAGUGCCGUAGCAGCAGCUAGAAGACGACGAGACUCAAUGCUGCGAACGGAUAAACGCGCGGAUUGUCAUUUUUCUUAAGUCUCGCUUUCUUUUUAUCAGUGAGACGAAUUGGCGAUGGCUCUUCAAGAACAGUUUCGAUAGAUCCUCUCGUCUAUCAUAGAUCAUCGGCAGCUUCGUGGAUCUUGCGAGAAACGAGGAAAUAGAAUGCCGAUCGCAACCGGUUCGCGAUGACCUUUGUAGUUCCGUACGGUUCCGUGUGUUUCGGUCAGCCGUGAUUCCCGUGCGUGUGUGCGCUAGCGGACACGAAGAGGAGAGAACGUGGACCACGAACACGAGGGAUCAUGGCCACUCUGGCGGGCAGCUCGUCGUCGGGUCUGUCCAGGCCUCCGACCAUGCUCGAGCAGCUUCUCGAAGAGAUCAAUUUCCAAAGAACGAAGGAGUUACGGCAGAUGCUCAAGGACGACUCCGGUUUCGUGAUUCUUCAAGGCACAACGUAUUGGACGGAUUUAUUCGUCAGACACUUUCUCUUCCAAGGAGAGCACACGAUCGACGGCGACGACCUUCUCUUCUUCGUUAGGAAAAAACACGUGAAGACGUCGUCGCGAUAUCUGCCGAAGUUCGAGACCGAGGUCGAUGUAUUCCGCAAAGACAGCAAGAAACUGCCGAUCGGCGAUCCCGACAUCGAUUGGGAGGAAACCGUGUACCUGAACCUGGUCGUACAUCAGUUCGACUACACGCUCACGUUAGCGAUUUGCACAAGGACAAGUCCUAAGGAAUUGCAAGUAUUACGAAGGCAUUCGCAAAAGGUGUACGCGAGUCCGAGUCGAAGGCGAAUGGAUGCGAAGGGCGAUCUCGAAGAGAUGACGUACCCGCACAUAUGUUUCAUGGUGGAUAACUUCGACGAAGUAUUCUGUGAUAUUCUAGUCAGGGAUGGAGAGAUGGUAUGCGUGGAAUUGGUGGCGUCCGAUAGAGAAGGCGCCAUACAGGGUGUCAUUUUCCUGGGUUCCAUUAGAUACGAUGCACUGAAGAAAGUCUACGACGCGAGGUCCAGCUUGAGCACCAAAAUGGCUCAGCGCAUGACCUUCGGCCUGUUCUCCGGCGCGGCCUCCCAGCGAAUAGAAUUCGUUCGGAUGAAAGGGCCUCGUGGAAAAGGUCACGCGGAGAUGGCUGUGACGAAGCCGAAGGGUUCUGGGGCGGAGACGCCCACCUCGGAACCCGGCUACUGCGCGACGGACUCGCUGUGGGACGCUGACUGGGACGAUGCCGAGGAAUUGUUCAUGUAUCGACAUCAACGAAGGCUGUCCGAUCCGAGCUCCAACUUGAACAACUACGUCCGCGGCGGUUGGAGAACGAAGCCGGACACGGCUGCGACGAAGGCCAGGUCGGAGAACGAGGGUCUCGACUCGAUGGCGAACGGGUUGAACGAAAUCGAAGCUGGGGAUGUCCGUGACGCCGACGAACAGGAUAGCAGCUGGGGCGGCCGGGGCUCACCAGGAAAUCACAGGAGUCCGAACGCCAGACGACGAAGAUCCCCUCAUCUAUCUGGCAGGCAACAUCGUCCGAAGCAAAAGCAACGAAACUCGUGGGAGCGCACCGGAAUCGACAACUCGGUGAAUCGAAAAGAGACCUAUCACGAGACACUCGGUGAGCGUGCUCCCGCGUGUUUCACGCGACUCACCGUCUCUCCCGCCUUUGACGAGAUUCAACGAAAAUACAAAAACGGUGUCUGUAAAGGUAAAAGGCGAAAGAGACGAGAAAGUCGUAAAAACGCGACGCGAGACCGCUUGCAUCCGUCGAAUCGAAUCGUGUGUCUGGUGACAGGCCUCGAGAACCACCAGCACAACCAUAUCGAAGUCGGUAGCGAAAUACUCGUUCCGGCCGCGGCGUGCUUGACGGACGACUACGUCCGGCAGAAACUGGACGCCGGCGCGAUUUUGGUACACGGGAAGGAAGAGCUACCUCUGGGAUACGAGGAGCCGGACAAUAGCCGCAAACGCAGGCCGUACAGCACCGGGCAGAUCAAUCACGAACGGAUCAACAACCUGGAGAACGACGAGGACCAGCGACGUCUCAGCGACGACGAGCUGGUCAGGGUUCGUCGUACGGACGGGCGGCGGCGGCUCCGCUCGGCCGGCUCCGACCACGAGGAGUACUACACUUGCCGUAACAAGAACAAAAACGACGACCAGUUGAAAGACAAAAACGCGAACGCGCGUAUCACGCGCGGGAACCUGACUACGCACAGGCAGAGUGCCACCCUGCCGCGGCGGAGGCGAAGGCGAGCAUUGUCCGGAAGCUUCGCGGGCAACCCACUUCCGCCGCAUCGCGUCACACCAGACGGAACAGCUAUCUACUAUUGGUGCGAGCUCCCGCGCCGCCCCGGCUCACAGGAGCUGGACGACGGUGCUUACAACCCGUUAUGGACUAUGCGAGGAUUCACGCAGACCUUCCACUUCUGGAAGGAGACCAGACGGGCCCAAUCCGUUCCUCUAAACGCAUUUCUUACGUACAUUACGUUACCUUGGUGGAGUAUUGCCAAAGAUAUUCUUGAUCACCGAGAAGGACCUAUACUGACGUUCUAGCCAACGCGAGGGCAUUCCAUCUUUCAUUUCGAACAGAUCUCCAUUUUGCAUUUCUUUUCCCACUUUGUACACACUUGGAUAGAAUUGUGGCCCAACAUGAGAUUGAAAUGUAUAAAUUAAGGAAAUAAACGAAGUGAUAUUUAUAA
Messenger RNA from Ceratina calcarata, 2802 nucleotides. RefSeq lists its product as uncharacterized. Lineage: Eukaryota; Metazoa; Arthropoda; Insecta; Hymenoptera; Apidae. The record is from RefSeq and is a predicted model, not a curated record. The transcript has 8 exons. The coding region runs from base 416 to 2656 and encodes 746 amino acids.